Dentiscutata erythropus is the source of this 1689-nucleotide messenger RNA. The record is from the annotation of a GenBank genome assembly. Lineage: Eukaryota; Fungi; Glomeromycota; Glomeromycetes; Diversisporales; Gigasporaceae.
AUCAACUAUUGGUCGGCGGUGAAACACUCACUAUUUGGGAACAAGCUGUAUCACAUAAUCAAGAAACUCCCGUAAAAUGGUCAAAAUUAUGGGAACAAAGGGUCUCCUCAAAAACCGUACUUGCACAAUUUUCACCGGAUUCUACAUUAUUUGCUUCUAUGAGCGAUAACGAUAGGUUGGUGAAAAUUUGGUGGGAUCCUCAUAAUAGCGAGACGAAAGAUCGAGAAUAUGCAUUUAAUUACUUACCACAUCCAAGAGCCGUGACAAAUUUUACAUGGCGAAAAUGUUCAUCUGAACAAAAAAAUGCCGUAGGUUCUAAUAUUCUUAUAACAAUGUGUAAAGAUGGAAUCUGUCGAAUCUGGGCAUCAACAAAUCCUGAUGAGCCACAGUAUCUCUAUAUAUCAACAGUGGUUGAUCCAUCACAAUCACUAGUAACACUCCAAUCAUUGGAAGAAGAAACAAACAAUGAAGAUCCUAAUAUUUUUACAUCAAUACAUUGGAUUGAUUCAAAAGAAUUUUUAAACGCACUUAGAUCAAGUAUUGAAGCGUUUGAUGGAAAUAUAGAUGAUUCUAUUUGUGGGAAUGGAUUAAGGAAAUUGAGGAAUUUGGCGAAUGAUACUCCUGAUUUGUUAUAUCAGGUUCAAAGAGAUGGAUCGAUGGUUAUUUGGGGAAUACGCAAUGUUUACUGUAGACCACGACGGAUUCCGAAAGUUCUCGUAUUGCUACGUUUGGCUCAAGCACUUCCUAUGUCAGAUGUAGAAUAUUUCUGUGGAAAAACGUAUACUUUUCAUGAUAAUACACCUAUAGAUGGUUUAAAAUCUUCAGUAGAACUUACCGUAAUCGCACAAAGUCCACAAGGUCGAUUGAAUAAAUAUUCAAUUAGAUUGGUUGAUGUAUUUGAUAAUUUAUCAUCAAAUAUGCCAAUACAACUUAAGUAUUCAUGGACAGGUCAUCGUAGUGACAUUAUAAGCAUGAAAAAAACUUCCGUAGAAGAUACAUUUGUAUCGUUUGCGAAAGGUGGAGAGACAAUUUUAUGGAAGAUUGUUGUGCCAAAUGUUGAUCAAUCUGACAAACGAAUUGGCCCAAGUAUUACUGAAAAAUUUCCUAUUAAAAUGGAUUUUCGAAUCAAGCUUUUUUGUGUUAUUCCACAUGAGAAUUUUGUGGUUUAUGACGGAACUCGAAUCGUUGUGUUUUCUCAUACAAAAAAUGGCCACUUUGUUCAAAUAGCAAUUCUUGAAGACUAUGAUCCAUCCUUUGAGCUAAUUUUGUUAUUUAAUUUUCAACACGUGACAUUAUCUUCGACAAUUUAUAUUGCUGGAGUUAGUUGCAAAGAGAAUACUGUUUUCUUGUGGAAACUUACAUAUAACGAUUCAGCCACAACAUUUCAACAGAUAGUGUUUAUUUCUAAGAUGUCACUUCAAUUAAGUUUCAAAAUUGCAAUAGCAGUGCCAGUUGAACAAUGGCCAGGAUCAAAUGUAAGAAACUACGUGUCUCAAGACCGAUACCACCCAGUUUUGGCAACUUUUAGUUCCGAAGAUGGAUACAUUAGGUAUUGGCAAUGUAAUUUGGAUAAGAACUCUGGUCUGCAAUCUCAGAUAACAGGAAAUAUUUGGGCAGAGGAAGUAAAGUUUUUUGUUGGAGGAGAACCGAAAGUUAUUAAAUGUGGACCCCAAGGGAAGAUUGCUGUUG